GAGAGCAAAACCCUACAACAGGGGAAGUGUGAGGCUGGAGUCAAACCUCAGUCUUGGUGUCCUCUUAAGACAUCCUUGGCAAGAAGCUUACUUUAAUUAUGUAAUUUUCCUCAUAAUAUCAGGGAAAGUGCCAGCGUUCUUUGAACGUUCGAUACAAAACCAAACCACUGACGAAUAGAAAAGCUUGAUUGAAAAAAAGAAAAACCCUAAACCAAAAUCAAAAGCAAUGGCCUCAUUCGAGCAAGCACCGCCUGGAGAUGCCAAAGCUGGGGAGAAGAUCUUCAAGACCAAGUGCGCACAGUGCCACACUGUCGAUAAAGGUGCUGGUCACAAGCAAGGGCCAAACUUGAAUGGGCUUUUCGGGAGGCAGUCCGGCACAACUCCGGGCUACUCCUAUUCUGCUGCUAACAAAAAUAUGGCUGUGAUUUGGGGAGAAAAAACAUUAUAUGACUACUUGCUUAAUCCUAAGAAGUAUAUUGCUGGGACAAAGAUGGUUUUCCCUGGAUUGAAGAAGCCACAGGAACGUGCUGACCUCAUUGCUUAUCUGAAGGAAUCAACUGCCUGAUGCGUCUGCUUUAUAUCAGCUAUUUUGGAACAAAAUGAAGAGUUUUGAUCAGUGAUGUAUUUUUCUCACACGAAAAAAACUAGGCCAUUCUUAAAAUAAAGAAACCAACAGCUUAAAGAUAAUAAUUUGGGCUUUGGAGUUGAAACCAAGAGGUGAAAAGAUUUUUGUGUAUGACCAAUCUCAUGAGGAUUAGGCAUUUCAACCUUAUUUUUAGAUUUGAUUAUUUGUAUUUAAUUUGUUAAUAAUCAUUGUUCGAAUAAAUCUAACCAAUCAAUCUUAAAUUUGAAAAUUUUUUAUUAUGAUUCAA
Messenger RNA from Durio zibethinus, 872 nucleotides. Its product is annotated as cytochrome c-like. Lineage: Eukaryota; Viridiplantae; Streptophyta; Magnoliopsida; Malvales; Malvaceae. Gene Ontology annotation, molecular function: electron transfer activity; heme binding. The record is from RefSeq and is a predicted model, not a curated record.